Molecule: messenger RNA, 1581 nt
Organism: Plasmodium coatneyi
Lineage: Eukaryota; Apicomplexa; Aconoidasida; Haemosporida; Plasmodiidae
Exons: 2
Coding region: 1-1581 (526 amino acids)
Biological process (GO): GPI anchor biosynthetic process
Cellular component (GO): endoplasmic reticulum membrane; mannosyltransferase complex
Molecular function (GO): alpha-1,6-mannosyltransferase activity; GPI mannosyltransferase activity
Source: RefSeq, a predicted model, not a curated record
AUGCGAGACGAGGGGAAAGCUAAACCCCAGCAGGAGCAGAAGGAGCAGAAGGAGGAAGCAGCCAGAACGGAACACAAAGUGAUCUUCGACGUGCUAAUCGUUGCAUCGAUUGCUCUUAUAGUCAGAGCAUUCACUGUAGGAUACACCAUCCUAUGGUCCAGACUGAUAAGCAGUUACAAAUUUAGCAAUGACCUCCUGUGCGAUGAAGAAAAGGGGAUUUUGUGGAGUUAUUUAAAAUGUUUUUCUUCCUGGGAUGGGGAAUAUUUUUUACGGUUAUCAUUAAACGAGGCAGAAUACCUGUACGAGCAGAACCAUGCGUUUUUUCCUGCACUGCCUUUAGUGGUAGGUUACCUAAAAAGACUGCUGGAGGGGGUGUUCCCCAAUGUGGGUGCCUGCUCGAUGCACGUGCUAAUAUGUAUAGUUGCGAAUAAUUUUUUGUUCGUUCUUUCCGUCAUUGGGUUGUACCUAUUCGCCUUUACGUCGCUCCGUGGAAGGGCAUCACGUAUCGGUUUAAAGAAGGGGGACAACUACUUGGAUAAGGUUAAGAGUGUAGAGGACUGCCGCCGUCUGAGCUUCAUGGCUGCACUUCUAUUCACCUUUAAUAUGGGAAGCAUACACAUGAGCAGUUUUUACAGCGAAAGUUUCUUUAGCUGUCUGUCCAUUUGGGGAUUCAACUUUUUGCAGUGGUCCCUGAAUUUCGGCAAGGGGAGAUUCCCCUUCGAACUGUUAGCAGUUUUGUCCUUUUCCGUUGCAUCCCUUUUCAGAUCUAAUGGAAUUUUAUUUUUAAUACCUCUUUUCGUGCACACCGUAAGGACAUGUGCAUUCUGUGUGCACUGUGCAGGGGUGAUAUCACUCCCGUGGGAACGACGCAAAACAGACGGAGAGCAGAUAUUGAACCACUUCUUAAACAAACGAAUGCUGUUGCAGUUUGUCCUCCACUGGGGAAAGGCCCUCCUCGAAGCAGCAUUAGUAGUACUACCGUUUGUGACCUUUCAAGCCUACGCCUACCACUUGUAUUGCGUGCAGGGAUAUGAUAAACUAUGGAAAGAGGAACACAAAAAAUUUCUCAACUUUUCUAUAUCCCUUUGGGCAAACCCUAUUCAGUAUGCAAGCAGGUGGAGGUACACCCGUGGGGCAGACCAACUGAUACGUAGACCAUGGUGCGACAAAACUAUUCCAUUUGUUUACAACUACAUUCAGCAUAAGUAUUGGGAUGUUCAGUUUUUAAAAUUGCUCCGAUCGCCAAGUGGUAGUAUACUGUAUGCACUUCCUGUUUAUUUGACGUCGUUUCAUGCAGUGUAUGAUUUUUUUCGCAACUGGACAUUUCCCCGGGGUCAGACUUCUUUCCUGUUUACCCCCUUCCUGGGGGAGGUCCUCCACCUGGGCGUCUUAUGCUUCUACCUGUUGAUUUUUGCCCACGGAGAGAUCAUCCUGCGGCUUAUAGCGAGUUCCCCCCUUUUCUACAUCCACUACGCCUACCAGCUCAAGUACUCAGAUAAGUGGAACUUUGUCCUACUGAUCAAUUUGCUUUAUUUUUUUAUUGGGCCCCCCCUGUUUGGCACGUACAUCGCGUGGACCUAG